GUCACGAGCCCGGAGCAGUUGGCAGCCGGACAGGAGGAGGAGGAGGUGUGUCUGACACGUGACACCCACCGGGGACAAUCAGCCCAUCUCCGCUCCUCCCACUCCCCCGGCCAGGACGUGACGUCACGAUACCGCCCCGCCCCUUCCCCACACGCCGGAUUCUCCCAUUCAGCAACUGUCACCGACUCAACCGUCUCGUCCUCAGCGGCCAUGGCCUGGGAAUACGUGAGCCCCGAGCAGCUGGCCGGCUUCGAUAAGUACAAGUACAGCGCUGUGGAUACCAACCCACUGUCCCUCUAUGUCAUGCACCCCUUCUGGAACUCAAUAGUGCGGUUCUUCCCUACAUGGCUGGCUCCAAAUCUGAUCACUUUUAGCGGUUUCCUACUUUUGGUUUUCACCUUUUUUUUGAUGGCGUUUUUUGAUCCAGGCUUCUAUGCUUCAGCUCCAGGUCAGGUGCACGUGCCCAACUGGGUGUGGAUUCUUGCGGGCUUGCUGAACUUCACAUCUUAUACUCUAGAUGGAGUGGAUGGCAAACAAGCUCGGAGGACCAACUCCAGUACACCACUGGGGGAGCUGUUUGAUCACGGACUGGACAGCUGGGCCUGUAUAUUCUUUGUGGUGACAGUCUACUCCAUAUUUGGUCGUGGGGAGACAGGGGUCAGCGUCCUGGUGCUUUACCUGCUGCUAUGGGUGGUCCUGUUCUCCUUCAUCCUCUCACACUGGGAGAAAUACAACACGGGCAUUCUCUUUCUGCCCUGGGGCUACGACUUGAGCCAAGUGACCAUCUCCUGUGUUUAUCUGGUGACCGCCAUGGUGGGGGUGGAGGCCUGGUACACCCCAGCGUUUUUCAACAUCUUGUACCGAGACCUCUUCACUUCCAUGAUUGUUGGCUGUGCCCUGUGUGUGACCCUCCCCAUGAGCCUUUACAACGUGUUCAAAGCCUAUAGAGACAACACCCUGAAACACGGGUCACUGUAUGAGGCCAUGCUCCCCAUUAUCUCUCCCGUGCUGCUCUUCAUCCUCUCUACUUUCUGGAUUUUCGCUUCUCCUUCCAACAUCCUGGAGCAACACCCCCGGCUCUUCUACUUUAUGGUGGGAACCACCUUUGCCAACAUCACCUGUCAGCUGAUCGUGUGCCAGAUGAGCAACACGCGGUGCCAACCUCUCAGCUGGUUGCUCCUCCCCCUCACAUUGGCUGUGGGCGUGUCCGUCUCAGGAGUCGAAUCUCAAUACGAGACCCUGGCGCUGGUUCUGGUGACGGUGCUGGUGACUGUGGCUCAUAUUCAUUACGGCGUCAAUGUGGUGAACCAGCUGAGCAAACACUUCAACAUUCUCCCCUUCUCACUGAAAAAGCCCAAUACAGACUGACUAGAGGAGGAGGAGAAGAUCGGCCUCCAGUCUGCAGUAGUCCUCUAAUUCCCACAGACCAGAUCCGCCUCUGGGUGGAACCAACAAUGGACUCGGAACCCUUCAUAAGGGGCAACUACAAACCUCUCCUGUGGCAACUGACAUAAACUAUGAAAAAGACCAACUGAAUGUUUCUGGUGCCGUUUGAUUUCCAACACCCCCGCGACCCCUCGCUUUUAUUUGGAUUUUUAUACAACACCAGCCCCCGACUGAUCGUGAGCUCUUGGUCCAGUAACAGUAAAUAUGGGAUUGACUCCUCCCAGUUCACUGCCAGUAAUGGGACCCCUGGAGCAGAUGGGGCUGAAAGCCGGAGCCGCUGGGUUGUGUAAAGCACACGUCUCUUAUAUAGGCCUCAGGUCCCAACGGGUUCUCCUUUCUGAACUCUUUUAUUUUUGUUUUUUAAUCUUGGGAUUUAUUGGUUUUUAUUUAGAGAAAUGAUCAUGUGACAUUACCUCUCCCCUCCCCCCACUUACCCAUGUGCCAGUCUCUAUUGCAGCUGCCACAUUUAUUUAUAUGUAACUUGUCUGACAAUUGCUGCUGCUGAAGAGGGUGUCGCCCAUAUAAUGAGCGUGUGGCAAGUUCAGUGGGAGGGUAAGUGGCCACGUGGGGGACUAUUUAAAGAAAAUAAUGGUUUGGGUUCAGUUAAAUGCCACUAGAAUUGUCCCUGGUGAAUGUUAAUUCCUCUGUGUUGAACUGCACCAAUUAACGGCUGACGUGUUUCUGUGACUUUGGGCAUGAGGUUGGCAGUGCCAUACUGCUCCCCCAAAUAUAGACCCCUCCCCCUUUCACUCUGAGACCCCCGUAUCUGGUGCUACUUUUAGUUGCUUUUUUAUAUUUCUGUUGGUUCCCCCCUCCCAGUUUGGCGGUGGGACGGACUCGCAUGCCGAUUGUCUCUUUUUGUUUCUUUUUUGUUUUUAUCAAUAGAAUAGCAGCGGCCGUGCUUGAAUGAAGGGUGUAUCUAAAGCCUGUGGUUUGGACAGGGUACACUCGGAGGCAGCAAGCGCGGCCGCUGCUAUUAGGAACUGUAUAGUGUUGCUGAGUAUCAUUAUUUGGGAUCUGCAUCAGGGGGCGGGAUCAUCUGCAGCCAAUGAGAAAUGGAUUCUUGCCAAUUAAAGGCACAGACCCAGUUUCAAUGACGGGCGUCAGAUCUGUAACCCCUUGUUAAUAUACAGAUCAUACUGUGCUUUAAUUUAACCUGUGAUAUGCCAGGCCUGUCCCCCAUGUUCCUAUGUAAGUAUUCAACACUCAUCUCAUGUGAACCCCCCCCCCCCCCGAACUUUGUGUUGGAGCCUCCCUUUAUUUCCAUAGGAGGGUGCCCACCAUUAUAUACACAGUAUAGAGAACGUCAUAUGUAUUUAUUGACUCCUCCCCCUGGAAAACACCAGCUAUACAGUGUUUCUAUUGGAUGGAUUCGAUCAUCAUGAAAUGUGUUAAUUCCACCUGUUAUUGGCCAGUACCAAUGUACCCAUUAAAUUUGUACCUGUAUAUA
Messenger RNA from Xenopus laevis (African clawed frog), 2896 nucleotides. RefSeq names its product selenoprotein I L homeolog (gene selenoi.L). NCBI's taxonomy places the organism in Eukaryota, Metazoa, Chordata, Amphibia, Anura, Pipidae. The transcript has 10 exons. The record is from RefSeq and is marked reviewed.